AUGAGUGCUGGCCGAGCGUCUGAGGGAGCGGGCUGCGUCACCUGGUGGGGCUUCAGUCCCGCACGGGACUUACUCCGGACAGGUCCUGCGAGAUAUGAAGGAGAUGUCAACGUUUUACUGGUUGGCAGUGGAGAUCCAAGACAUAUUUUGAAGACCAUUGCUGGUUUGCAGGAAAAGCAAAGUCUUCAUGUGUACGUGAUAGAGAACAGCAUGGAGUUGGUUGCUAGGCAGCUGCUGCUCCUCUACCUGGCACUGAUUCCACAGGAAAUCAUGGGAAUUAAUGAGAAGACUGAAGUUUUUUUGGAAGUGUUUGGGAACGGUGAGAUCCGUAGUCAGACAGAGGAAAUAUUGCAACAAGCAGCAUCACACCUCUCUCUGUUUGUUACUGAAAUGCUGGAGGUGUCUGCACAUGCCUGCCUGAACACAACUUUUCUAAAGUUUAAGGAGCGAGAUGAACUAGCAAGGAUAUUCAAGUUGUGGACUCAACCAUCCUCAUCUGAGCAUCCAGCUCUUAUCUUGAUGUCCAAAGCCUGGGAUUAUCGCCUCAGACAGCAUCUGGGCACACGUUACGACUCCAGGGAGGGCUGCUUCGACUGGGACCUUACAAUGAAGCUGUAUGAGAAAGGGUGUCAAGUCAUUAACAAACGGCAAUAUGUGCAAUGGAGAGAGCGGGGUUUGGCGUUUGAAAUGAGGGAAGGGGUCUACCAAAUAACCAAUCCAACUUUACUGUCUUCAAGAGUGUUUGGGCAGAGAGGAGAAAAGGUGGCUGUCAGAGGCUAUUGGGGAGAUAUCGCUUCCAGUCCUUAUCUCUCUUUUGGCAUUGAAACCGAUGACGAGAGCCUGCUGAAGACACAGAAUGGGCAACACGUCAAGACAGCCCAGGAUAUCUCCUUUGCAAAUGUGCAGGGAUUGUUCCAGUCCCUCUCCAGCAGACGGGGCUGCCUCACUGUUUCUCAGUCAGGCACAGAGACAAAGAAUCCAACCACACAGGCUGGCCAGAAAUCUGCCAGGAUUAAUGAUUUAAUGCAAUUAAAUGGGGUCUCUGUGACAUUCCUGUCUUUAGACUCCCUUCAGAAACUUCCAGAGAAACAGAAAUACUCCCACUACUUUCACACAAUUUACCUCUCUGCCAGCUGUGUGCACCAGUUGGACCGCACCAUGAGACAGAUUGCUGCACCAGACGCUGUGGUUGUCAUAGAGUUGGCCAAGUACAUUCUGGAUCUGAACAAAGAGCAAGAAGCAGGCUUUGCAACAAAAGUGGCAAGCAUGGCUCUGGAGAUGGGCUUUGAACAUUUGCAUGAGAGCAACAGCGAUGACGUUCAUGCAGUUUUCACACAAAAGAAGAGGUGAAGGUUUAUUUGAUCACAGCUGUUUAUUAGUCUCCUUUUGCUAUGAAAUUGUUUCUGAAAAAUACA
Molecule: messenger RNA, 1415 nt
Organism: Cololabis saira (Pacific saury)
Lineage: Eukaryota; Metazoa; Chordata; Actinopteri; Beloniformes; Belonidae
Product: dynein axonemal assembly factor 3-like
Exons: 11
Coding region: 1-1350 (449 amino acids)
Biological process (GO): axonemal dynein complex assembly; motile cilium assembly
Source: RefSeq, a predicted model, not a curated record